Mesocricetus auratus (golden hamster) is the source of this 2865-nucleotide messenger RNA. It is a transcript of the gene Dspp, whose product is annotated as dentin sialophosphoprotein. Gene Ontology annotation, cellular component: nucleus; cytoplasm. The coding region runs from base 1 to 2865 and encodes 954 amino acids. The transcript has 4 exons. NCBI's taxonomy places the organism in Eukaryota, Metazoa, Chordata, Mammalia, Rodentia, Cricetidae. Gene Ontology annotation, molecular function: collagen binding. Gene Ontology annotation, biological process: odontoblast differentiation; dentinogenesis. The record is from RefSeq and is a predicted model, not a curated record.
AUGAAGAUAGUUAUAUAUAUUUGCAUUUGGGCAGCUGCGUGGGCCAUUCCGGUUCCUCAAAUCACACCAUCAGAAAGACAUACCAUUGAAAAAUCUGUGAAUGCACCUUUUCUAGUACACUCAGGAACUCCAGCACAGAAUGAGUUAUAUAUCAAUAACACCACUAAAGACAGCAGUGACCCCCCAAACAGGAGUGAAAUAGGAAGACAAGUGUAUACCAAGGACAGUUACGAAAGAGAAGGGAACGGCUCUGAGUCAAUAGGUGUAGGAGGGACAAAUCCUUCUACACAGCCCCUUUUAGCAAAUGAACAGGGGAAGACUGAUUACAAAAACAAGCACUUAGAAAUAUAUGGUCACGAUGAGAUCCACGCAAAAGGAGAGAACAACACAGCAAAUGACAUCAGGGGCCAAGUAAGCAUCACUGAAAAUGCAGGAGCAGCGAAGGAGAGUAACGUAAAUGGACCUGUCAAUCAGAACACAAAACCUGGGGACACUGGUAAUGCCAGCCAGAGUGCAGAUGCCACCCUUGGCCAGGGAAAUGGACCUCAAGUAGCUACGAGCAAGAAUAGUACAGCUGGAAUGCAUGGGGAUGGGGCUGCUACUCACGAAACGACAUCUCAGAGAGAAGGGGAGGGAAGUGGGAACAGGAGGGUUGAGGUGACACCAAGCACUGCGAAAGAUGCUGCUUUGGAUAAUGCUGAUGGGAGUUCCAGUGGGGAUGGGGAAAAUGGGGAUGAGGACAUGGGCUCCGGUGAUCAUGAGGGUCCAGAAGCAGGAGACGGAAAGGGGGGCCACGAUGAUAGGAAGGGCCAGGAGGACCAGUCUCAUCAGGGGAGAGAUGAUAACAGAGGUCAGAGUUCAGUCAGUGGUGAAGACAAUGACUCUAAAGAAAGAGAUGGCUCCCCAAAUGGAUGUGAUGGAGACAACACCUCCAGCAGCGAAGAGAACAAUGGUAUUGAAGAAGGCAAUGGCGGCCAAGCAAUACAGGAAAACCAGAAGCUCAAUCACAAAGACAACAGAGAUACAGAAGGUGGAAUCCCCUGCCAGUCAAAAGCAUGUCCUCUGGGGAAGAGCCAGGGCCAGGGAAUAGAAACCGAAGGUCCCAGCACAGGCAACAGAAGUAAUAUUACCAAAGAAUCUGGGAAACUCGGUGAAAAUAAAGACAACAAUGGACACCAGGGAAUGGAAACGGACAAAAGAAAUAGCCCAAAGCAAGCGGAGCCUGGCAAGCCUCAAGGGCCUGUAGAGACGACAGAAGCCCACCGCAAAACCGGACACAGCAAGACAGGUAGUGGCAGCAACAGUGAUGUGCACGACAGUUACGAUUUUGACGAUGAGUCCAUGCAGGGAGAUGAUCCCAACAGCAGUGACGAGUCUAACGGAAGUGACGAUGCUAACUCAGAAAGUGAAGAUGAGAACGGCGGCCAAGGAGAUGCCUCUUACAACUCUGAUGAAUCAAGCGACAAUGGCAACGGCAGUGACUCAAAUGGGGGAGAUGAUGACAGGAGUGAUGACACAUCUGAUGCCAAUGACAGUGACAGUGAUGGUGAUGAUAGCAGCGAGAGUGAUGACAAGGAUGACUCAGAAAGCAGUGACCAUGACAACACCAGUGACAGUGAGAGCAAAUCAGGAAGCAGUGACAGCAGUGACAGCAGCAGUGACAGCAAUGACAACAGUGACAGCAGCAGUGACAGCAGUGACAGCAGCAGUGACAGCAGCAGUGACAGCAAUGACAGCAGUGACAGCAGCAGUGACAGCAAUGACAGCAGUGACAGCAGCAGUGACAGCAGUGACAGCAGCAGUGACAGCAGCAGUGACAGCAAUGACAGCAGUGACAGCAGCAGUGACAGCAGUUACAGCAGCAGUGACAGCAGUGACAGCAGUGACAGCAGCAGUGACAGCAGUGACAGCAGCAGUGACAGCAGUGACAGCAGUGACAGCAGCAGUGACAGCAGCAGUGACAGCAGUGACAGCAGCAGUGACAGCAGCAGUGACAGCAGCAGUGACAGCAGCAGUGACAGCAGCAGUGACAGCAGUGACAGCAGCAGUGACAGCAGUGACAGCAGCAGUGACAGCAGUGACAGCAGCAGUGACAGCAGUGACAGCAGUGACAGCAGCAGUGACAGCAGUGACAGCAGUGACAGCAGCAGUGAGAGCAGUGACAGCAGUGACAGCAGUGACAGCAGCAGUGACAGCAGUGACAGCAGUGACAGCAGCAGUGACAGCAGCAGUGACAGCGGUGACAGCAGUGACAGCAGCAGUGACAGCAGUGACAGCAGCAGUGACAGCAAUGACAGCAGUGACAGCAGCAGUGACAGCAGCAGUGAUAGCGGUGACAGCAGUGACAGCAGCAGUGACAGCAGUGACAGCAGUGACAGCAGCAGUGACAGCAAGGACAGUAGUGACAGUAGUGACAGCAGUGACAGCAGCGACAGUGACAGCAGUGACAGCAGUGACAGUGAUGACAGCAGUGACAGCAGCAGUGACAGUAGUGACAGCAGCAGUGACAGUAGCAACAGCAGCAGUGACAGCAAGGACAGUAGCGACAGUAGUGACAGCAGUGACAGCAGCAGUGACAGCAGUGACAGUGAUGACAGCAGUGACAGUAGUGACAGUGAUGACAGCAGUGACAGUGAUGACAGCAGUGACAGUGAUGACAGCAGUGACAACAGUGACAGUGAUGACAGCAGUGACAGCAGCGACAGUGAUGACAGCAGUAGUGACAGUGGUGACAGCAAGGACAGCACAUCUGAAAGCAGUGAUGAGAAUGAUAGCAAGUCUGAUAACAGCAACAAUGCAAGUGACAGUGACAGUGACAGUGACAGUGAAGGCAGUGACAGUAAUCAUUCAACCAGUGAUGAUUAG